Molecule: messenger RNA, 5386 nt
Organism: Thunnus maccoyii (southern bluefin tuna)
Lineage: Eukaryota; Metazoa; Chordata; Actinopteri; Scombriformes; Scombridae
Gene: slc9a6a
Product: solute carrier family 9 member A6a
Exons: 16
Coding region: 166-2244 (692 amino acids)
Biological process (GO): proton transmembrane transport; sodium ion transport; regulation of pH
Cellular component (GO): recycling endosome; membrane
Molecular function (GO): sodium:proton antiporter activity
Source: RefSeq, a predicted model, not a curated record
CACUUUCUGCGGGGGAAGAGACAUUUCACUUCCGGGCCGGAAUCGAUUCCUCUGUUGCUGUCGUCUUUCUGCAGUCCACUCCCCCCACUUCGUGUAACAUAUUUGCACAAAGUCUGGGGUUUUAUCCACGACGACAUUGGCGCAUUUGGCCGCCGAGCAGCUGAGAUGGGCUCUAAACUCACUGUCAACAGCGCCUGGAGGGCGACGAGGACGCUGUGGCUGCUCGUGCUAGUGAGCCUGUCUGUGUGCGUCUGUGUUUGCCGAGCAUCCUCACCUCAGGAGGACAGUGCCAUGGAGAACAUCGUUACAGAGAAGAAGGCUGAGGAGAGCCACAGGCAGGACAGCGCGGACCUGCUCAUUUUCAUCAUGCUCCUAACUCUCACUAUCCUGACCAUCUGGCUGUUCAAACACCGGCGCUUCAGGUUUCUGCACGAAACUGGGCUGGCGAUGAUUUAUGGCUUACUUGUCGGCGUGGUCUUGCGCUACGGCAUCCAUGUUCCCAGGGAUAUUAGCAACGUCACAAUGAGCUGCCACGUUAACGCCAGCCCCGCCACUCUGCUCGUCAACGUCAGCGGUAAAUUCUAUGAGUACACCCUGAAAGGGGAGAUCAGCGCCAACGAGGUGAACGAGGUGCAAGACAACGAGAUGCUGCGCAAGGUGACCUUUGACCCUGAAGUGUUCUUCAAUAUUCUCCUACCACCUAUCAUCUUCCAUGCUGGCUACAGCUUGAAAAGGAGACACUUUUUCCGUAACAUGGGAUCCAUCCUGGCUUAUGCCUUUCUGGGGACAGUGAUAUCUUGUUUUGUCAUUGGGUUGCUGAUGUACGGCUGUGUGACGCUAAUGAAGAAGGUGGGACAGCUGGGCGGAGACUUCUUCUUCACGGAUUGUCUGUUCUUUGGCGCCAUUGUCUCUGCCACAGACCCUGUGACAGUCCUGGCUAUCUUCAACGAGCUGCAGGUAGACGUGGAUCUGUAUGCUUUGCUGUUUGGAGAGAGUGUGCUUAACGACGCCGUGGCCGUGGUUCUGUCCUCGUCUAUCGUAGCGUACCAGCCAGAGGGCGACAACAGUCACAUCUUCGAGGUCAUGGCGAUGCUGAAGUCUUUUGGGAUUUUCCUCGGAGUCUUCAGCGGCUCUUUUGCUCUGGGAGUGGCCACCGGAGUCGUCACAGCUCUCGUGACCAAGUUCACCAAGCUGAGAGAUUUCCAGCUGUUGGAGACGGCUUUGUUCUUCCUCAUGUCAUGGAGCACCUUCCUGUUGGCUGAGGCCUGUGGCUUCACAGGUGUGGUGGCAGUGCUGUUCUGUGGCAUCACUCAGGCCCACUACACCUUCAAUAACCUGUCUCCUGAGUCCCAGGACAGGACCAAACAGUUGUUUGAGCUGCUGAAUUUCCUGGCAGAGAACUUCAUUUUCUCCUACAUGGGUCUGACCCUGUUCACCUUCCAGAACCACGUCUUCAAUCCCAUGUUCAUCGUUGGAGCUUUUCUGGCAGUGUUCCUGGGAAGAGCUGCUAACAUCUACCCGCUCUCCUUCCUUCUCAAUCUGGGGCGACGCAACAAGAUCAGAUCUAACUUCCAGCACAUGAUGAUGUUUGCGGGACUGCGAGGCGCGAUGACCUUUGCCCUGUCAAUCAGAGACACAGCCACAUACGCCCGUCAGAUGAUGUUUUCCACCACACUGCUCGUGGUCUUCUUCACUGUUUGGAUUUGUGGCGGUGGCACCACCCAGAUGCUGUCCUGCCAGCGCAUACGAGUGGGUGUGGACUCUGACCAAGAUAACUCUAUGAGUAUUGCUGAAGGCUCAGAGAGAAGAAGCACCAAACAAGAAAGUGCCUGGCUUUUCAGAAUUUGGUACAACUUCGACCACAACUACCUGAAGCCUAUCCUGACUCACAGCGGCCCCCCUCUCACAGCCACACUGCCUCCCUGCUGCGGCCCCCUCGCCCGCUUCCUCACCAGCCCACAGGCCUUUGAGAACGAGUGCCAGCUGAAGGAUGACGACUCUGACCUCAUCCUGACAGACGGUGAUAUCAGCCUGACCUACGGUGACAUCACGGUCAGUACAGACGCCUCCGGUGCCCACACCAGCGGCGGUCCAGGCUUCGCUGGUGGUGCCACCUCCGAGGAUUUGGACAGAGAGCUAACAUAUGGAGAUCAUGAGCUGGUGAUGAGGGGCACACGUCUGGUGCUCCCCAUGGAUGACUCAGAGCCGCCCUUCACAGACCCCCAUCACCGCUUACGGAUGUGAAGAUCCGUCUUUCAACGCAGACCCAGACAACCGUCCGAGUCAAACUGACCCGAGCCAUUGAGCAAAAGACCAGUACCUGACUUCUCCUUCAUCACUCUUCCACUUUUUUUCUCUUUUGCUCUCGCACCUUGCCUCAUUCCUCUCGCUUUGUUUCCACAUAUUUCCUCUCAGCUACAUUUUCUCACAAAUCACUGUCUCUACCUCAUUCUCGUUCUGCUUGUUUUCCACAUCCUUCUGGCAUAACUGUAAUAUAGUCUUAUUUAUUUGCAGGGUUUCUUCGGUAUUCAAUAGAAAGCCAGUUUCUCUUAGUUUGGCUUAAAUUUGUGUGUCAGUCACCUUACUGUAGCAUUACACAGGGGGUCUAGCAGCAUGUGUUAGUGUGUAAAUGCAAGUCAAAGUACCAACCACUAGCUAAUUUGUCUAUGUACAGUAUAUCACAAGAGUACUAUAACUUUGAUAUGCAUGCUGAGGAUGCUUGUUGUUUUCUUUGUACCGGAGGUCUAGGGCUUUUGUGUUUUGGGUCUGACCUUGAAUGUUGCUGCCUUCUCUCUGUGCAUCACUUAGUGUGAUUGGAGGCAUGCUGACCCAGUGGACAAACUUUACUGUACAUUUGGUUUCAAUCAAGUGCCUGGGAAUUGUAGUUUUAAACCUGGCAGCCUAUACUGGAUCAGCUCUGGGAAACAGAGCUAGUUCAGAAUAGGUGGUCAGGCUGUUUUUUCUUUGUACAAAACAGAAAAAAAAAUACAAAAAACAAAACAGACACCUCCGUCCAUAAGGUAGCAAUAUACUCAGUGGGUGUUUGGGCUGUCAGUUUGUGCUAUUCGCCUGUAAAUAGUGUGUAACAAUGUGACGCCACUGAUGCAGUCAGUGCAACAAGGCAAUGAAAGUCGUGGAUCUCUCCCAAUGACCUUUGACUGUGACAUAGAGAGAGAAUUUACACCUUAUUUUAGACGCUGAUGUCACUCGCAGCAGAAUGAAGGGCUGUUGUAUGAAAAACGAGAUCCAAAUGAGUUUUAAUGGAGAAAGCUUAGUGCCAUUUUUGUCCUGCAUUUGACAUUUUGUGAAAACCAGAUGCAGACGACCUAAAAGUGUUUUGUAUUCUUUUUUGCAACAUAGCUUAAGUAACUUUAAGCUAAAUCACGUUUGUCAUACCCAUUUAGCUUUUUUCUAUUACAAUCGUUGCAUUGGUGUCGAGACUUGGAUCAAAUUUUCUCAUGAAACAUCUAAAAAAAAAAAACUAAAUUUGACACUAAAGCAACUUACUACAGUGCUAUUGGUAAGCACACAGUAUGACAUUAGUAAAAAUCAGAGAAUUGUUUUUCUCUGUGGCGAUUUUUUUUUUUACAAAGAGAGCCGUGAAAUUAGUGAUUUAAAUGAAUGGUUGGAUAUGAACAGUUAUUUACAUUGGUACUGUGGCAGUUCAUCAUUAGGAGAAAUGCCAGAAUGGAAACAGUUGUUUAUAUGCUGGAUGUUUUUCUCUGCUGUACACAAAAAAAGGUUCUGAAUGGUGAAUGGUUUGACAGCUUAACAGUAGUUCAGUAGCAUUAAGAUGCAAAGGAACAGUAAUAAAACAUGAGUCAGAUAAGUUCUUACUGUUAAAAGGGUCCUGAUGAAGGGAUGUGUUACAUUUAACUUAUAGUCUUGUUUCAGUGAAUCGUCGUACACUGUAGAGGCUAUUUUGGUGCAAGAAGAACAGAAGGUUUUGUUGAUCUCCUUUGGGGUGCAGAGUAGCAGCUGUUAAUGUGGGUUUAACAGGAAAUGUUGAUAGGACGUCACCGUAGCAACACAGUGUUGAUGUGGACAAAAGCCAGAAAACACUCCAGACAUGGUGACUUAGUCGAACACAAUGGUUUUGCUGUUUGCCCUCUUGGCGAGCGUAAGAAUAAAAACGGCUGGAUGCAAGAGGAUGAUUACUAACGAGUGAGAGAAAUGAGACGGAUAGUUUGGCUUUGUGUGUGCGUGUGUGUGUGUGUACGUGUGUCGGGGAUGAUACAGAGGUGGAAGGAAGAGGAGGCUUUUAGAUAUCGCUUCUCCUUCCACAGUUAUCUUCUGCUGUGCAGGAACUUCUCAUUGAAAGUAUUGCCUUUUUUUUUUUUUUUUUUUUUUUUUAAUCAGGCAUGCCUCUUGACACCACAUGAUCCAGGAAAUGAUUUAUUCUUUCCACCAUUUUAUACUUUUUGUUUGUGUUGUUGAGUAUUUUAUUUGGCAGAAGGGAAAUGAUGAAGUUAAAAAAAAACAAAAUAAGGUGAUUUAUUUGCACUCCUCCAUUCAGAAUGUUUAUCUGUCUUAUUAUUUUUGCUAUGAUGUGUGUUUUAUCUAACGGCUGCUUUUAUAUGAUUUCCUUUGUGUUGGAAAGUUGUAGAAAAAUGAGCAAAUUCAUGUCAGUUUAAUGAAUGGUGAGUUAAUGUUGAGUAGAAAUUAAAUUGUUACUUUGUAAAGAAUUAAUUCCUUUCAUACUGUAUUUGAUCCAUCUCAUCACUUUACCAUUCAGGUACUUUGUAUGUUUGCAAACAAAUCGCUGUUUGAAUGCUGUUGCCGUGACUCCUACAGAGCAUGAAUCGGUCUCAUUUCAUCCUCCGCUGAUGGUGGACUCUCUGAAGAAAAAACAACAACAACAAAAAAAAAAAAAGAAAAAUAUAUACAAGCAGAAUUGUGUGCCAAUGUUCUUCAACUGACACAUUAAAUAAUGUGAACUCUGCAAAAGCUCAUAAAGGUUUUGGUAUUUGCCUACUGCUCUGCCAGUAUGUCUCUCUCUCUCUCUCUCUCUCUCUCUCUCUCUCUCCUUCGAAUGGUGACUUGUGAUAGGCUUUGAUCAUUGGACUCUUGUCUGAAGUAGCUGACCAAAGAGGCCUGCUGUGCUCUGUGUUUUCAGACAGUCCACUUUAUCUUUAUACGGCAAAUUCUGUUUGUGUGAGCGUGUGUGUGUGUGUUUGUUUUUGUGUGCAUUCAUGCUUGCAAGUGCGUAUGGAUGUUUAAAGAGUAUGUUUGUGUGCGCGUGUGUGAGAGAAAGAGGGAGACAUUGUGUUCUCUCUUUUCCUCUGCGUUGCAGGUACUGACUGUUUACAUCUGUGUAAAUAUACUCUCACCUGUUCAUGUGCGUGCAAAGAUCAAUAAACAGAAGCUUGUGCUUUUGAUUAAAGUC